Molecule: messenger RNA, 1137 nt
Organism: Soboliphyme baturini
Lineage: Eukaryota; Metazoa; Nematoda; Enoplea; Dioctophymatida; Soboliphymatidae
Source: the annotation of a GenBank genome assembly
AUGCGCUCCUGCGCCACAAAGACUUGUCGUCUGAGUGUCAUGCUUGUGCUGACCUUUGGCUACUUUUUGGUAGAAAUUGUUUUUGGCUAUCUGACGAAUUCGACUGCCCUCGUCGCGGACUCUUUCCACAUGUUGUCUGAUGUACUGGCAUUGUUGAUCGCUUUCUUUUGCAUGCGGUUCUCGAAGAAAACCUCUUCAAACAAGAACACGUUCGGAUGGAUCAGGGCUGAAGUCUUGGGUGCCUUGAUCAAUGCAGUCUUCUUGUUGGCAUUGUGUUUUUCAAUCUUUGUCGAAGCCCUCAAAAGACUACUAGAGCCGGAGGAAAUCGAGCAUCCUCUAAAGAUCCUGAUCGUCGGCGUUGUCGGUUUUGCUGUUAACUUAAUCGGUAUCUUCAUGUUUCAUGGUCAUGCCACAACACACGGUCAUUCUCACGGACGUAAGGCAAAUUUUGUUAUUACGAACGAUGGUGAAACCCAUUACACAGAGACAAGCGAAAAGCUCAGCAUAAUAUCUGAAGCACAUAACAUUUCGGUCAUGAACACGUCAAACAUGAACGAUGACUACAAGUUGCAGAAAGAGCCAAAAGAUAAUGUGUUGGACUCGAAGCUGCUGUCAUCAGCUGACAAAGUUCCUCAACUGAACAUGCAUGGCGUGUUUCUUCAUAUCCUCGGUGAUGCCCUUGGGUCAAUAAUCGUCAUUGCUAAUGCAGCGGUUUGUUGGCAGAUCGACAGUGUUGUUCUCAGGAAGUAUCUUGAUCCAAGUCUUAGUCUUUGUUUAGCUAUUAUCAUCACCUGUACGACGAUUCCUUUAUUCAAGGAAUCGGCACUAAUUCUUCUGCAGACCGUUCCUACGCACAUCAACGUUCAGAAAAUCAAGUCCAAAUUGUUGACAUCGGUCGAUGGUGUUUUGGCCGUUCACGAGUUCCAUAUAUGGCGCCUGGCCGGCAAUAAAAUCAUAGCCACUGCUCAUCUGAGGUGCAGAAAUUUAGAAGAUUACAUGAAAAUCGCUGGUCAAGUGAAGCAGUUUUUUCAUAAUGAAGGCAUUCACUCGACGACUAUUCAACCGGAAUUUUUAGGAGUGGGUUUCUUGUUGAUCUUGAUUGAUUUUAAAACUAAAAUUUUUAAAUCACUGCCGUAG